AAGAAAUGGCUGUGGUUAAGCUGCCACAAUCGCGUAGCGUAUGGGCCAUAACAGUGGCCUCAUUUCUGUUAUGUUUUAUUUUUUAUUAUUUCUAUGGUGGUUAUUUAACCUUUGGCCUAAUCGGUUUGGUGUUGUUGGGUAUUUUCUAUUAUGGCCAGGAUGUGUUAUUGUAUCAUCCCGAUUUACCGGCAAACUCCCGUGUCUAUAUACCCAUACCCACCAUGCAUAAUCUACCUCAUGAGACAGUGAGUAUACGCACCGCCGACAAGGUUACCCUACAUGCCUUUUGGGUCAGCCAGCCCGAAGAGCGGUCCAAAAGUGUACCGACAUUUGUCUAUUUGCAUGGUAAUGCCGGCAAUAUGGGUCAUCGUAUGCAAAAUGUAUGGGGCAUCUUUUAUAGCCUCAAUUGUAACAUUCUGAUGUUGGAAUAUCGUGGCUAUGGCCUAUCGACAGGAGCGCCUAGUGAACGUGGCUUGGUAACGGAUGCAAGGGCGGCCAUUGAUUAUCUCUAUACUCGUCACGAUUUGGAUCAUAGCCAGAUUGUAGUCUUUGGUCGUUCAUUGGGCGGUGCCGUGGCCAUUGAUGUGGCCGCCGAUACCAUAUAUAGCCAAAAAAUAAUGUGUGCCAUUGUUGAAAAUACAUUUACAAGUAUACCGGAAAUGGCAGUGGAGCUGGUACAUCCAUCUGUAAAAUAUGUACCAAAUAUUUUGUAUAAAAAUAAGUUCGAUUCAAUAACCAAAAUUUCAAAAUGCUCAGUGCCAUUUCUAUUUGUUAGCGGUUUAAGUGAUAAUUUGGUACCACCACGUAUGAUGCGUGCCUUAUAUACGGCAUGUGGCAGUGAUCGUAAACGUAUACUAGAAUUUAUAGGAGGCUCACACAACGAUACAUGGAUUGUAGAUGGAUAUUAUCAAGGUUUAAAGACCUUUCUCAAUGAGUGUCAAAAUAUAGUGCCACCAUUGGAGAAGCCGCCCGAAAAAAGUAAUGUUUGGAGUGAAAUACAGGAUGUGUAAA
Musca vetustissima is the source of this 1011-nucleotide messenger RNA. RefSeq names its product protein ABHD13 (gene Bem46). Gene Ontology annotation, molecular function: palmitoyl-(protein) hydrolase activity. The transcript is spliced from 4 exons. Gene Ontology annotation, cellular component: membrane. The coding region runs from base 6 to 1010 and encodes 334 amino acids. The record is from RefSeq and is a predicted model, not a curated record. Lineage: Eukaryota; Metazoa; Arthropoda; Insecta; Diptera; Muscidae.